Messenger RNA from Vidua chalybeata, 2363 nucleotides. Its product is annotated as translation initiation factor IF-2-like. The record is from RefSeq and is a predicted model, not a curated record. The coding region runs from base 393 to 1148 and encodes 251 amino acids. The transcript is spliced from 4 exons. NCBI's taxonomy places the organism in Eukaryota, Metazoa, Chordata, Aves, Passeriformes, Viduidae.
AGGAUGAAAGGGAAGGGGGCAGCCACCAGGACACUGCCUGGGAAGGAGUCGAUGUGCCAUUUGUAAGAAAGAACAUUAGAAAUGGAUUGUUAAGGGUGUCAGGAUCUGCUAUUGUACCCGGGCUCACCACACUGGAGCCCUUGCUGGACCAAGAAGUGUUUCCUGGAUUCCCAGGGGACAAGAGUUACAUAACCACCACUGGACCUUCAGAAGGAGACCAGACCCUUCCACAGGAUCACAGAUCCUUCAACAGAACCACAUUUGUCACUCCAGGAGGACUGCAGCCACCAUUCAAUAGGACUGCUGCCACCACUCUGACCCCCAGGGUGCCAGGCUGUAUCCUGACUCUGGGAACUACCUGCCUGCUGUAAUGCUCCUGUUGAGACCAGGGAAUGCCUGCAUCGUGUACACCUUGCUUGGGAACGCAACAUGACCCGGUGUGGCACAACAUCUUCUCAAGGAAGAGGAGAGGAGACAGUCAACAGGCACCACGUCUGCACAGCCUGCCUCAGAGGGAAAAGGAACCCAAAACACAGCAACAGGCACCACAUCUGCACAGCCUGCCUCAGAGGGAAGAGAAACCAAAAGCAGGGAAACAGGCACCAAGUCUGCACAGCCUGCCACAGAGGGAAAAGGAACCCAAAACACAGCAACAGGCACCACAUGUGCACAGCUUGCCCCAGAGGGAAGAGAAACCAAAAGCAGGGAAACAGGCACCACGUCUGCACAGCGUGCCACAGAGGGAAGAGGAACCCAAAGGGCAGUCAGUGCUUCCACACAGACCGUCACCGAGCCAGGACAGCCCGAGCCAGCAGCAGCUGCCCCUGUUCAGAAGAAGAAAUCCAAGAGCAAAUCCAUCCACAGAGUCACUGAUGAGGAGCUGGCUGGACCCUCACACCCAGCAGAAGAGCCAGAGCCAGGGGUCAUCACUCUCUCUGUGUCCCCAGACCUGUGGAGGGAGCUCGCCCCCCAGAGCAACGAGUCCAUCCUGGCCUGGCUGCUCCGCCUCUGGGACACCAGAGCCAGUGACACCCCUGUGGACAGGAGUGAGGCCAGGCAGCUGGGAUCCCUGUGCUGGGAUGUGGUCUAUGCCCAGGGCACCAGGAGAACCCAGGAACCUCUCAGCCUCUGGUGGUGACUGCUGGUGAGUGUGAAGGAUGGAUGCCUUUGUAAAGAAGACCCCCCAGGUGCACCAGGGCAAAUGGAGCACAGUGGAACAAGGAGAUCAUUUUUCCCUAAGAGCCCCAAGGCUGUACAGUGCACGUCGCAGAUGUGGUUGAGAUUUGCACGCCUCAGACCAGAGAGAUCCUCCCGUUAGCUGGAGAUGCUGCAGUGGAGGGAAGGAGAGGACAAGGUGGGAGCACUGGUCAGCAGGUUAAGAAUUUACAAGAACACUGUCACUGCCCUGUUAUACACCCAUGUCUUGUCCAUGGAAACAAAGCUGCCUGAGCACGUCUGGAGCUUGAUUGAAGAAGGCCACCAGAAAGUGAGACAGGAGCUUCAGGAAGGGAUUUACCACUUCUCACCAGAACCAGCCAGUCUCUGCCUUUAGGAGCAGAUGUUCCCCUGCCAGGGAGAGAGGAUACACUCUACAAGGUAACCUCUGUUUUUUUCUUUCAGGAACAUGGGAUGGAAAACUCCUCUCUUCCUUAGCAGUCCUGGGUACCUGAACAGAAAAGAGGAACAUCUACCAGAAGGAGCUCAUCUAGAGUCAGCAGUGCUCUGGUCUCUCGUGGACAGAACUCCGGUUGGUAUAGGAAUGACAAUAUUUUUCUGAUUCUCUUGAAGGGACCUCAGGAACAUGUUUACAGGAGGAGACCAAUGUGUACCUGGACCAAGAUUAGAGGGGCCCUGCCUCUAGCCAGGUGGAGGAAAGGGACAGUAGGAUCUGUUGGACUGUGUGGAUCCCAUGUUCUGGCACAUCUGACCCACAAAGGCACAGCUUUGGUGGACACCAAUGUACCCUGAUGCCACCAAGGUAUGUGGGAGCAGAACCCAUUUGUAUUUCUGGGGUGACAGCAGGAUCUCAGCAGCUGAGGUGAAUUUAUCUGGGAGUUGCUGGCCUGGAUAAGAGAGCCUCCUGCAUCCUCAGCAUAGACCAUGACAGAAAUGGGUAUUUCAAAGACCCAAAGGGACAUCAUUGGGCUUUUGGGAUUGCUGCUGUAGAGACAGAAGACAGACAACUGAAUACCCUGCCUGGUCUCUCAGAUGAGCCCCCUGUGUUGGACUGCUGAGAGUUGAAGAACAACAGGAACCAGUCACCACAGCAACAGUGCACCAGCAGCAAUUCUUCAUCAUAAUAUAAAUUUGCUGUAGAACAUCUCAACAAGGGCAAAGUGUCUUUUUUUUUUCCCUUAAUUAAA